AUGUCAAAUAAAGAAAUAAAAAAUUCUAAACGUAAAUUAAAAUCUGAUGAUAAUGAUGAUGAUGAUGAGAUAUGGUCGAAAUUAUCACGUGAACAAAUUAUUCGGCGUUGUAAACAACUUGAAAAACAUGUUGAACAAUUAAAAAAUACGAUUAUAAAAAAAACAGAUAAUGAAUCAAAUGAGAAAAAAAAUAAAAAAAUGAGACCAUUUGAUUUUAGUAAACAUUCUAAACGACAUAUAUUUCUAAAAUUUAUUUAUCUUGGCUGGGAAUAUCAUGGUUUUGUAGUUCAAGAAACAACAUCACAAACAGUAGAAGAUUUUUUAUUUGAUGCUCUUAUUAAAACUCGAUUGAUUGAACAACGAGCAACAUCUAAUUAUCAUCGAUGUGGACGAACAGAUAGAGGUGUAAGUGCAUUUACACAAGUGAUUUCAAUAACUGUUCGAUCGAAAAUAACUACAGAAUGUACUGAAGAACUUAAUUAUGUACAAAUGUUAAAUGGUGUUUUACCUAGUUCAAUUCGAUGUAUAGCAUGGGCAUCAGUACCCGAUGUAAAAUCUGCUCGAUUUGAUUGUAUAUCACGAUCAUAUCGAUACUAUUUUCCAAAAGCAAAUGUUGAUCUUCAUCGAAUGCGUCAAGCAUCAAUUGAUCUCAUUGGUACACAUGAUUUUCGAAAUUUUUGUAAAUUAGAUAUAACAAAUACAGAACCAACAUUUAUUCGACGUAUUGAUAAUGUAACUAUUGAACAAUUAAAUAUAGAUAAUGAUUUAAAUAAUUCUAAUUCUGGUUAUGAAAUGUGUGAAUUAAUGGUACAUGGUUCAGGAUUUUUAUGGCAUCAAAUUCGUUGUAUUGUUGCUAUUUUAAUAUUAAUUGGUCAAGGAAAAGAAGAUAUUGAUUUAGUUAAAACAUUACUUGAUAUAGAAAAAUAUCCAUGUACACCAAAUUAUCAAAUAGCAUCAGAUUUACCUCUCGUUCUAUUCGAUUGUCAAUUCAAUGGAGUUGAUUGGAUCUGUGAUCAAAUCAGUCUUCGUAUAACUAUUUGUCAUUUACAAAGAUAUUGGUCAUCAUUUCAAAUUCGUGCUACUAUGAUUAAAUCUAUGUUAAAUAAUCUAGAAAAUCAAAUUUAUGAUAAAAAACAAUUGCCAAUUUUAGGUCAAUUAUCACUUAUUGAAAAUGAAAGUAAUUCAUUAUUAGGAUAUAAUAAUAAUAAUAAUCGAAGAAAUUAUCAACCAAUUUUAACUCGUCCAGUACGAGAAAGUGUUGAAGUUAAAAUUGAAAAAUAUCAAAAUAAAAAAGCUAAAUCAGAAAUAAUCAAUGACGAUAAUAAAAAUGAAACAAAUAAAACAGAUGAUUUAAUUGUUUAA
Messenger RNA from Rotaria sordida, 1362 nucleotides. Lineage: Eukaryota; Metazoa; Rotifera; Eurotatoria; Philodinida; Philodinidae. The record is from the annotation of a GenBank genome assembly.